Messenger RNA from Corythoichthys intestinalis (scribbled pipefish), 627 nucleotides. Its product is annotated as histone H2B-like. The transcript has a single exon. The coding region runs from base 31 to 405 and encodes 124 amino acids. Gene Ontology annotation, molecular function: structural constituent of chromatin; DNA binding; protein heterodimerization activity. NCBI's taxonomy places the organism in Eukaryota, Metazoa, Chordata, Actinopteri, Syngnathiformes, Syngnathidae. Gene Ontology annotation, cellular component: nucleosome. The record is from RefSeq and is a predicted model, not a curated record.
CUGUGAAUACGUCAAACGGUAGAGAGCGAGAUGCCUGAACCAGCAAAGUCCGCGCCCAAGAAGGGCUCUAAAAAAGCCGUCACUAAAUCCGCUGGCAAGCCUGGCAAACGCAGAAAGAAGGGAAGGAAGGAGAGUUACGCCAUCUACGUCUACAAAGUCCUGAAGCAAGUCCACCCCGACACUGGUAUCUCCUCUAAGGCCAUGAGUAUCAUGAACUCGUUUGUCAACGAUAUCUUCGAGAGAAUCGCUUCCGAGGCCUCGCGAUUGGCUCACUACAACAAGCGCUCCACUAUCACGUCCAGGGAGAUCCAGACUGCUGUUCGUCUCCUCCUCCCCGGUGAGCUGGCCAAACACGCCGUGUCCGAAGGCACCAAGGCCGUCACCAAGUACACCAGCUCUAAGUAGACCAACUUCCGUGCGACCAACAUCUGAACGGUUCUUUUAAGAGCCACCCACUUCCAUUCUAGAGUGCAUUCUUUUAAUUGGUGAAUAUUAUCAUCAUCAUUGACUACACAACUGAAAUGUUGCUGUUAAUUUGUGUGGCCCUUUUACUAUAGUCGAUUACUGAAAUACAAGUUAAUGCAACAUUAAAGAGCAUAUGACAUGAGAAAAAGUCUUAAAUGGCAU